AAGUUUGAUUUUUAUAAUCGGCUUUUUUCCCUACAAUUUUCACGUCUUCCAAACGGCAUUUAAAUCGCCCUCUUUCCUUCCCUUCGAACUCCUCGCAUUUCUUUCUUGAGCUUUCUUCUUUUUCCUGAGCAAAGUCUGUCCAACUCCCACGUUAUUAGUUGUAUCUUGAACUUUCCUGAGCAAAGUCUGAACAACUCCCAAGUUGUUACUUGUAUCUACCCUAGGAUUACGAUCAAGUACAGAAACUAGUUCUUGAAGAUGUUGUGGUGACAGUGACUUCAUACUCGUUACAAGUUGUUACAGGAGUAGACCUUGUAAAAGUCGCAUCCUUUUUUUCUAACUGCGUAUCAUCAGUGGUAAGUGAAGUAACGAGGAACAAGAUGUCGUCCAAGAUGUUGUCACGGAUUCUUGGUCUUUCUCUCGCACACUAUAUUGAUGUGCGCUUUGCAAUCCAAUUCCAUGCGAAUCCGUCUUCUGAGAAGAAGCAAGCCUUCUAUCCGGUCCAGCCUGUCGAAGGUGCAGAUGCUGGAAGCGCGGACCAAUCACCAUAUGAUGGAGGUGUGAAACAGGCACCAGGUGUUGGAGGCGCGGACCAAACACCCCCAAAGGCUGGAGAGCAUGGAGAACCCCCCAAAGCAGAAGGAGACCCCGACAGCACUCCUCCCAAAGAGGACACCGGCGAAGGAUUGUACUACCAACUGGGACCAGCGCAAGAAGCCACACGUAUGGAAACGUUGACGUUCGCCACUUCGGAUUCGGUGACUUGGAAGGGCAGAGGUCAAAACUUUGUGAAAGAGUUGGCAAGGCUUGUCGAGACUACUACAACGGACAACUCUCGGUCUGCACAGGAGGAAAAUGCGCUCUACGUUGUGGUAAAACUGGCCCCGAAUCUAGAUGAUGUUAAGGCUUUCUUCCCCUCUCAUCUCUACUUUCCCUGAUGUAUGAUCCAUCUUCAGAGAUGAAGGCCUCCAUCUUCGAUCCUCCUGGGACGAGCGACGUUCUCAAGGGAGAAAGCGCCCCAAGAUGGUGUCGUCCUCUUCAAGAUGGAUGAUUGAACAGAGAAGUUCUAAUGAUGCUACUGACUGGUCCCUUUUGCGCUACCGCAACUCCCUCAAAACCUGGCACUGGGUGGAGCAGAAAAAGGCGGUUCCUGGAUCGGGUGAACCACAGAUGGAGUGGAUCGCGAGCGACCAAGAGCUCUUUUUUUUAAGGCACCGAGGACCGAGAAAAAAAACCUCCUCCCCGCCUAAUAUAGAACAUGUGUCCACCCAACAAACCUUUUGCUGGUUCUCCUUUUUCUUAGAAACGAGCUAUGGCAUACUUCUCAAGAUAGGAUCUUAUGUCAUGACCCUAGUGCCUACUCAUAAGUUGUGGGAAGAUCUUGCUAUGACAGACUGCUCUCAAGCUCAACAAGACAGGUAGAGGUAUAAAGUUGACUCUCAACAAGACGAGAUCGCCGAGAUUGCUCUAAUUUUUUCAGUCACUACUCGCGGUGAAGCUCGAAGGCAGUUGAUGGAGGACUGCACACAAUAUUCCGCAGACCCUGGAAGUUUUCGCGUCUUUGAACUGAAUUAAGGCAAGCUUCCGAAUAGAUGCGCGUCAUCUCCUAGGCAGUUUUUAGUUGAUAGGUAGUUGACGCGAAAUGUCUUUUCGGCUAUCUAAGGUUCACAGGCUUAGUUAGAAGUUUGCCGAAUAAGUAGAUAUUCACAUCAUGAUAAAAAACAGUUAGUUAGUUAGUUAGUUAGUUAUUUUUACAGGAAAGUCUACCCUAUCCUAUAGUAUGGCGGAAAAGGUGGUUUGUAGCCUUUUUUGAUAUUCUUGAUCUUGUGCUGUCAGACUCCUGAGUCAUAAUCUGGUGAUAUCAUGUUUUUGUGACGGACAGGACGUAUUGGGAUUCGCUUGUCGUCCCUGGAGGUUGUUGAUGUUAUCCUGUGAUGCAAUCUGUGCUGUAUACUGCAAUCCUUCGAAUGCCAACAUUGUGAGCGUGAUGUAUGCCAGACGUAGUAGGACUACUGCGAUGAGGUUCCCCAGCAAUUGACCCUCUAAUACGAGCUUGAAUCCGUUUCGCGUCUGCUCACCUACAGUGACUAUCAACAUUACAAGAACGCGAUCGCACGAGAGGUGCGCGUUCCUCCUCAGAUCCUUCGAGCUUCUUCGCAGGGACAACAUGUGAACAGGCCAGCUUCAUCUUCUGAGGAGAGUCUUCGAUCGACAUCGAGUGCCAUGACUCAAACUUUUGAUCAUGGUGGUCCUCCGACGUUUGUGGUACAAGAAGGUGCUGCUAGUCCGGAUAGGGCCCCUCGUCCUGCACCUCCGUCACAAGGUCGUCAAGAUCGUGCUCACGAGGGAGGGCCGCCUUUGGUUCCGGAGUCAGCUGAGGACUUUUUUGAACUGCUCACGCCUGCUGCUGGUCUCUUCCGUCCGGAAGAGCUGGCUGCUCUGAGGCGGUUGAAACUUCUAGACGGACGACGACGAGGACCUCCUGAGGACGACGGGCAAGUGGACGGCGCUGUGGCACUACUGUCUUUGGCAGGGGACGGGGAGCCUUUCCUCACGUGCCUGAACGGCUACCCUGGCAUAGAUCAUGACAUGGUAAAUGAAGCCAGUAAUCAACAAAGUCAAGAACCCAUGUUUGAACGUCUGAAAGCAACGCUCUCACGAUCUGAGACGUGGAAGCGCGUGCGAGACAAGCGGAGGGAAAAGGACCGAAGCCUGUUACAAGAUGCCAGGGGGAUCAAUUACAGUUUCUUCGAAGCUCUCUCCUUAAGGGUCGUUUAGCACAUCCCCCUACAUGCACAUCCCUCUAGUACAGGAGCAUGAUUUUCCUUGGCUGGCGUCUUUUUCAAGUACAGAAAAAAAAGUCAGCGCCAAGGCCGGAUGCUCCCUAAAAGAAUGCUCCUAAGGACCCCGGUAAUGCUCCCAACACUCUCCCCAAGUGUCUCUCCACGGUAGUAGCUCUAACCUCCACCAGAACGCUUUUUCCGCUGCUGCGACAGUUAUGGGUUGAAACAUUCCAUUUCCACAGGCCCUUUUCACUUAAGGAUAACACUGAAAAAUGAAAUGUUUCAACCUUUAAGACAGGAAUUGUUACAGUCUGCCAGGUCCGCAGGAGGAAUUGCGCACAGCUUUGGGCUCACAACCGAGUCCGGGCUCCUGCCCUGGACCUCCAACAGCAUGGUCGAGUUCGCCUACGAAUUACUCUCGUCUAGCGACAUUCUAUUAAGGCUAGUACCGCUCUUCAAGCAUCUCCUUACAGCGUCAUGAUCCUUGGCCCUUACAGUAUCAACCUUGGUCCCUAGCACCAUGCUCCUUGGUUCUUCUUUCUCCACUUGAGAAUAUUAUGACGGGCCACGGAUGCUAGUGCACUCAGGGAAGAUGUUAACGCGGUAGCUCUAAUUCUCGACUCGAAAAAGGUGACACCCAUUUACUUUGCGCCGAACUCCUGGGGAGGCCAUUUCAUCCAUUCUUAUGUUGCUAUAAAGACUACUACACAGUCAUUUACUCUCUCUACUCACCCUUGGUACUCUAGUUUCCCUUGUUUCUUCGGAUAUUCUUAGUCCCUGCUAGUCGUGACCUGAGGGCUCGGAGGCGAUGGAAUUAGAAGUUUCAGCGCCCUCAGUACUCCUGGGGAGGCCAUUUCAUCCAUUCUUAUGUUGCAGUACGCCUGCUUGUCAUUAUACUUUCCGUAUCUAUCGAGACUAGAAAAGGGUACACAUUUUUGGCUCUAUCUAAGAUACCGUGAAACAAACUAUGCCGACCGAGAUGACGCCGAAAGCUACCACAGGAGCGUUGCAAGUGCGGAUUUCCUUCACGGCAGACGACUUGUUGUCCCAGAUGAUCGAAAAGAACUUGGAGAAGGCGCUCAUCCUUGUUAUGGACGAAUAAGUUUUUUUUUUCCUCUACAUCAGACCAUCGCGAGGGCCCGCCCCUUUAAGCAGAUUAUAUUUUUUAUACGUUUGUAAGGUCCCACUAUCUGAUCCAGUGUUACCACAACUCAAUAUAGAUAUGUUUUUAGGGGAAAAUCAUGGGUAGGAGCCGUGAUGGUCUGCCCUUAGAGAAGAGAAAAAACAACAUUCAUACCUGUGGCAUUUCCGAUCGCGCCAGCGGUCGGCUUGCGAACAUCAUCGCAGUCACCCGUUCGAAUUUCAGACAUGGCGGUCGAGAUGCCGGAAGAAGACUUUGCCUACGCCUACUUGCUCGAACUUCGAAGGGAGAAAGAUUGGACUCAGAUCAAAACACAAAUGAAAAAGAAACUUGAUGCCAACAUGGACGAGCAACAAAAUUUGCGCUACGUUCUCUGUGAAGUCCACAUUCUCGACUAUUUUCGCUCUAUCCGCACUGGUGCGAAAGGGCUUGAGGGGGUGGCCAGUUCGGAAGCCGAUGGGACAAACGACGGAAGCCCUCAAGUCCUAGUGCCGGGACUUGGCUUCAACGCAGUGGGGCAGAAUUUCGGUAAACAAGUGACAGACUUUGCCGCAAACUCACUGAAGAAUGCUGUCAUCGAACGCUUGCAACGUUGGGCUGGUUCCACGGAAACCCAGCGCGCGCUGCGCGAACGACUCGGCGGAGGAGGUCGGGGAGAAGAAGAUCGUGCUGGAGGGUCUGGCGGUGUAGGUGGCGAUGCGGCGGCAACUGCUUCCCUUGAAGGAGGUGCUCGAGCUACUGCUCGUUCGACGCCCGCAGAAAAGAAAUCUUUGUUCCAAACGAUUGUGCCCGACCGUGUUCGCGGUCUUGGUAAAAAAAAACCGCCCAAACCCGGAGCGGCUUCCCCAGCUAGCGGAAAAGCCACAGGAGCACCUAAGGAAAAUGAAGAGUCCACGGUCGAAAACGGAGCUUGCGAAGAUGGAGGCGGAGUCGUUUGCGAGAUAUUUAACAUUAAGGCUACUUACUUACAGUAGUAGUCCUUACAAGGAAUGAAUUAGAAUUACAUUCUAACGUCUACGUCGGCGACGUGUCAGAAGAGAGUCCGUGUAACUAAUGUUGCAACAACUGCUGACUCAAAGUGGAAUCAGUAAUGUCCUUGUCUGAACAUAGUCGUCAUGUUGUCUGAAGAGAGUAGCACUCAUUUGCAAGGACGACCUAUUUUCUAAUAGCACCUCCUUACUCAAAAAUUUUUCAUUGCGUUUGAGUGUUUUUUUAGUACAUGACCAUGAUGAGUCUUCCUCAUCCUAAAAAUCUCCUGUACAUUAACAGUGCCCAUAAUUAUCUUCUUGCUUUUUUCGGUUCUUCCCUAGAUAGGUUGGCUCCACCGCUAUUCUAAUAGUAGCAUCGAGGAACUUCUGCGACGGACGCCACUGGAACUCCUCAAUGGUCAGGUUCGGAUUGAGGGCUUGCGCUUUAGCUUGCAAGACCCAAAAGACAGUUGGUUGCCAAGUCCAAAAUUGAUUGGGUUCUACGAUCAAAAGCCCAUACUGAAGACGAUGAAUGCCGCGGCAAAGUCAGGCAGAUCCUCGACAAGAUUCAACUGGCUUAUGUCUAAGGUAAAGGCAGAUGCCCAUGAUGUCAUCCAAAUGCAUGAUAAGGAUCUCAAAUUCAUUUCCAGAAGCAUAUUCAUUUUUUUGAGUUCUAUCUUCGAUUUUCUUCGACCUGACGUGGUCAAAGAAGACUACACUCUCUAGCCUAGUAGAAGAUGAAGACUACACUCUCUAGUUCACUCUCUAGGGAAGACUGCACUCUCUAGCCUGGUAGAAGAUGAAGACUAGUACACGCUAGUCUACAGUAGAACAUCAAGAUUUGAAUUAUUUGGGUGUGCAUUUAUUGGCUGAUGUUAAGCUUAAGCUUGAGGUCUAAGAAUUCCGGGUCCAAGAAGGGGAAUCCUCCUCCUCGGACGAUGGGAAACCUUUCGAGGGAACCAGGUGAGCUCGAAUACCCUCUGCCAGUCUACCGCGUGUUGCUUCCAAAGUUGGAUGUGAAAGCGGCCAAGAUUUUUGUCGAUCGUGAUCUUGUCCUGGACCUCGCAGGGCGCGAGCACGCGGCAACUGGAAACCUAAAGGCUCAACCUCUGGUCGGCGCUGACGAAGAAGCCUUGGCAAGCUUCAUGAAGACAGCUGCUGCGCACCAAGAUGAUGAAUCCAUUGAUGCCCCGUUUCUCGAUCGCGCGGCUGAGUCCACCCCUAGCGCAUCUGCAGGGACGGCAAGUGGGUCCACCAGCACUGGGUCUUUCUCAUUGACGAGCAUCAAAAAGAAAUGGCCGGGGUUGAACACCAUGGUAAUGAGCGCCAUGGAAGCGAUUGCUUCGUCUGCCCAGCCACCGAAUAUGCUGCGUGAGGCUAACAAUUACGGGCACCGCAACUUUGAAGAGCAGUCCAUCUUUUACUCGACAGCAUCUUGAUCUUUCCUUAGCCUAUUUACUUUUGUACACAAGAGGUAAAUAUCGAGGCUGCUCCAAGAAGAGAUGGGUUGGUCACCGACGACACAGGUGAGGUUGCAGAAAUAACUAGAGGACCCAUAGACACAUAGACAUAGUAUGAAAAGGCGGUGCGCCGUAGUUUUUCGUCUAAGAAAAGUUAUUCGCUUGGGCCCCCAAGACGUCAAAGGAGGCAACCGAGAGGACGAUCAGUGCCCUGCUUCCCGAGGAGAUUGAGUUCAGUAUCACUUAAGGCUCAGACUUCAUUGGUCAUCACUCCUUAGAGUCCGGGGUCUCUGACACCGAAGUACUACUCGGCUUCCCUCUUGAGAGAACGUUAACAAGGGAAGAAAAUGAAGGGAAAACACAAAACACGGGGAGAGGCAUCGUCAUGAGCAUCAUCAUGAGGAUGCUUUCUUCUUUCAGAAUCAGUGACCAGUGAAGAUUGCGGGCCUUUAAAUUAGGAAGAAGGAAGACGCUGUGCACCUCGGGGAAGGUAUUGCGAUCGACCUGGUUUUCUCUGCGCCGCUCCAUGAAGACGCCGAAUCCACCACUGCUGCGUCCAAAGCGUCCAAAGGAUUACUGCGCGGGUCUCCUACUGUGCCGAAACUGAUCAAAAUCCUGGAGACGCAGAAGGUACCUACUUAUUUGCUUGGGCCGCGCAGUAGGUACCCACUAGUAGAUUCAGUAAUUGAAAUUGUGCGAUAUUGUUCACUUUUUUUUGCUAUACUAAAGAGGUAUUGCGCAACUACCGACGACAAAGAAGAGAACAACAUACAGUACUAGGUAGGACGCCCUACCGACGACAAAGAAGAGAACAGCAUACAGCACUAGGUAGGACGCCCUACCGACGACCAAGAAGAGGACAGCAUACAGUACUAGGUAGGACGCCCUACCGACGACCAAGAAGAGGACAGCAUACAGUACUAGGUAGGACACCACAAGGAAGAGAACAGCAUGCAGUACUAGGUAGGACGCCCCCAAGAGAUCUUAUUUAUAUCCACCUUUGGUGAGCUAGCACCCAUAAGCAAGGUCAGCAACGCCGUUCCGAUAUCAUUGCGAGCGCCUACCUUUCUCUUUUCACUUGGUGGGACCUUAUGUGGCAGAAGACAGGGACUUUUACUCCGAGCGCUCUAAUUUUAGUAGAUUACUAUCUUAGUUAUGUUAUCUAGAGUAAACCCUCCUUCGUUCCUAUUACUUUACCUUCCGUUCUAAAUACUCCUAAUACUCUUAGCUCAUACUUCUACUUUCCAAGAUUUCUCACGACUUUGGCUGCAGAAUAUCCACCUUCGAGUAUAUCCGCCCAGGCUGUCUCUGUGUCUUCUAUUUCUGGUUUGGAAAAUUUGGAAGAUGUCUUACUCCUAGGUUGAAGAUUCACACAACUUCUAGGCUUUAUCUUGGUGUGCUGUUGAGGGACCUAUCUUGUUGUAGGGCUAUAAAACUUCAAAAAAAUGGUUUCUCUCCUUACUUACACAAAUUCUGCAUGCCAAUGUUAAACGGAGGAAGCGCAGAACAAUCACUUUCACUCAUACACAAAGUCCAGUACACAAGUAUCAUCUGAUUGAUUCUACUACCAAUUUCUGCAACAGGCAGAAGAGCUAGACCGUUUGAAGGGCAAGGUGGAAGCAGCUGCAAAUUUAGAGACGACUUACCUCCGACAGGCUGAACGCACCAGGCUGGAAGAGCAACAUGGCCCAGACGCUGUACGCCUUCGUGAGCAAGCAGCAGAGCAUCAAGCUGCAGCAAAAAGACUACUUGAAGAGGCGGAGUCGGAGGCAAAAAGACACCGGGAGGGGGGCCUUGUCGAUGCAACUGCUGAAGGACAGCAAGAGUCUGCCCAAGCACGAGAAGGGUCUGCAAGUGCGUCAGGAGCCGCAAGUGCGUCAGGAGCUGCAAGAAAUUCCGCUGCCGGAGAAGAAUCACCACCAGGACCUCAAGCAUCACCGGGACAUGAACCAGAUGCAACUGCUGCUGAGGUUGAUUUGGAUUUUCCUCUAGCAAAGCUUGCAGCGGUGGGGUUUGAGAUCACGGACCGCUUCAUCGAGAAUCUGGCAGUAGAGGGGCUAAAGAUUCUUCAAACUGGCGCUUUAUUAAGGCUCACAAUAAUGAUUCAUUUUCAUCUUAAGAAGCAUCUCUAGCCCGCUUCUUCAGGGGGCAUCUUUUUUGUUCCCAUUUUGCUUUCAAUAAGGAAGGAGAAUUCGUAACAAAAUGAUGAGAUGCACUGAAACAAAGAUGAAUUAGAAAUACUCACCUUAGAAAUACUGACCUAGGUGCACCACCUUAUUUUUACAUAUGCGACGAGGUCUAACUUUUCAGUGGCUCGGAAAUCUGAUUGGACCCUACUACGCUCGUUCCGUCCUGCGUGGCCUGAUGAAAGGCCUCGUGGAGAACACUAUUGGCGAGAUGCUGUUCAAGGAUCGCAAGAGGUACUGGCAGAGCGGCCAGCGUCGAGCGAUCAAGAGCGCUGUGGAGAUAGCUGGAACUUGGACGCCCAUGGAUAGGGACCAUAACCCCUAUUACAAGAUGUGUCUCGAAGCGACUGGAAAGAACAAAAACAGUUGCAUUCGAGGCUCGCUUUGGUUCCAUGUCUUCGAAGACAUUAUGUAGUUGGGGUUAUUAAAUAUAAUUGAGGGAUACCAUACCUUUUUUAGUUAGGUCUGCUCCACCAACAAUAUUGAGCUAUACUUUUAUUGAAAGUUUAUGUUAUUCACAUUAUCAUUAUCUUUAUCUGUGGUCGACGUCAAGGCUAAAGGUGUUUCCCCUUGUUAUAGACCGUUCGUUUUUUUUCUUUACCUCUAAAGAGACGACUCCUGCUGGCGUUGCGAUGGAACAAAUCGUCGGGAAACUUGGUUUUUCUACAAAUCUCGGAUUCUAUCAAAAGCGAUUGGAACAACUACGAGCAUCGAAAAGCGUAAGGCCUGAGGCAAUGAUCUUCGCUGAUGAGGAUGCGUUGCAGAGGGAAAAAGUCCGAAAGUUCACAGAGCAAGCAAACUUAAGGCCGCUCAAUAUAUUCUUAUAAAUUUAAUUUCUCUCAUCUCAGAGUGCAGUAGUUUUCUCUCAUCUCAAGCACUGUCCUCGCCGCUUCAAAGUUCAUUGCUACAACUCAUUUGCAUUUCUCGAACAAGCUUCCUUCUAUCACUUGGGUUUUUUGCGAGAAAGCAAAGGUCCUUGUCUGAGUAAAUGAAACGAAGCAAGAACUUACAUUAAUAUAUUAUGAGCAAGCUCGCUUCUCUAACAGAGAAAAAUGCUUGGAGGGAAGUCACGAUGGCUGUAAUGUACGACCGCUUUUACGAGCCUUUGCUCCGAGGAGACCGUGCUGACGCUUCGUCAGCACUAGUGCCAAAAGACGAGACCGUGAGAGAGCUAAUGCGAACCUGGAUGCACUUAAGCCUGCGAUUCAAGCAGCGCAUGGAAGUUGGGUUUGGGGCAGAAGCAUGCGCAAGUAUGAAGACAAGCAGCAUGGAAGAAGUUGAGACCGUAGAAGAUGGCGAUAAAGCAGAGGAAGAACUUGAAGGUGAAGAUACUCGCAGUCCUUCUAGAAAAAGCGUCGCAGCCGAAGAACUUGUUACGAAGGCGAUCGUCGGCGCCAAAAUUACCGCGCCGCGAAAAACCUACCACUUUGGCGAGACGGACCCGCGAGAGGUAACUGUCGGUUUGCUACAUCUGGAAAGCUUUGCGCAGAAAGUUUUUGGAGUGAGGUUUUCUCUCUGCCUGCUCGAACGACAUCAGAGGGCGUGGUCCACCUUCAUCGAGUCCGAUCUGAAAGGGAUACUGAUUGAUGAUUUUUUUCAAGCAAGAAGACUCCGCAAGUUAGAAGCUCUCCUGUCGGCUGACGAGGACAUGAUGCUUUCGAAGAUGGAAAGCGAUGUUGAUGAGCAGGAUCAUGAAGGAAGUGAGGAUGAGCUACGAGGUAGCGCGGAUGAACUACGAGAUAGUGGGGAGGACUCAGAGGGCUCUAGUAGUGUAGAUUCUCUCAGCGUCAAUGUAGGGCGUGACAGCACUCCGCAGGUUGUUGUUGAGCCUCUCCCCCCCAGAAGCAUGAAGAGAAAGAGUCUCACCGCUUUGGUGAAGGGCCUCCUCCGUGAGGUACUUCCCGCGCCCGACGAAACCGUGGAGCCGUUUCCUGUGGAUGUCUUGUCCCUAGCGAAAAACUGGAUUCGCUUUGUGUACCCGCUUCCCUCCGACUUUCUGCGAGCCAUUCGACGGCUCAGCAGCGAAACUUUGCCGACGCUCAAGCUAAGGCCACCUACUACUGCAACUACUAACUACUAGAUUAGAUGCAACAAGUCAUCUCCAGAUGCAACUACCCCUGCAACUACGAAGAUGCAACUACAACUACUUCUACUUCGCAGAAGUAGCCUACUACCAUGUAGUCUGCUAGUUUUUCUAGUGGGGCAUUAGUACUACACGACAUAAUUACGCCCGUUAAUACUGGGUAUAUCAUCGUCAUCGCCCUCCCUGCUAUCUUGCUCCCCUCAUUAUUUCUAGAGGGAGGUGGAAAACGGGAACCAAGAUGAUGGGGCCGAAGACUCUAUGAUACCUUGAUUAGACCUUCUACCAUACUAAUAAUACUCGACGUAGUAUUAAGUUCUAAUGAAGAUUUAUUCUCUAUUUAGUAAGUUCUAAUGAUUAUUAUACAUAGUAAGUAAUGUUGGGACUUCAUGUUCAUCUUUUAGUAAGAUUGAUAAUAAUCCACUUAGUGCCGCCUUUUGUCCUUCAAAUUCUGGCUGAGAUACACACUCAACUUACUUAAGGAAGAAAGGCGGCCAGUGAUGAAUAUUCUAAGUCGCUUAAAGAUACUAAGCAACUAAAACAAACAAUUACAUCUGAUUAUAAUUAAUUAGCCUCCUCCUUUAUUAACAGGCAACUUAUACACUUUCCCCGUUUCAAUGAGGUGUGCUGCAAAUCUUGAUUGUCUUCUUCCUUUCUAUAAGGUUGAGGCUUAGGCCCAGCGGCGCUCAAAGCAUGAAAUAAAACAACCGGUUCGUUUUUACCUCUAGCGUGUAGCCCUUCCGACAAUAAUAAUCUAGCUACUUAGUGUUCCCUCUAGGUCUAUCCUUAGCAGGUUUAGCCCUCCAAAGAAAAUACUCUACCCAGUAUUAACAAUUUCUAAUUCUUAUCUCGGAGAGCGCUAGGAACCUGUUAGAGCGUCCAGGCUUCCUCAAGGACCUAGUAGCGGACCCGAAUUCCGGGGUUAAGGAAUUUGCGUUGUUAUCGGCAAAGGACUUCGUUGGAACUGGCUUUAGGGGCCUGAGCAGCUACAGCCCGAUCUCGCACUUGGUGGAACGGUACAUGUUGUUGCCGUCUAUCCUGAGUCUCUAUUAUGGACCCACUGAUCGUGCCAAACUUGUUGACAUGAGAAAACUAUUGAAAAAGACUGGUGAGAAACUUCUUCUUCUUCACAGGAUUUUAAAGUAGUUUCUCGACGACGUAGUCGUAGUCGUGGUGUUCUUUCUAGUCAAUCUCGACCACUAAUAGGUUGAGGAAAAAAAGAACACAAGAAGAAAAAUCCCCAAAUAGUGACUGUUUACUUAGGGCCCCAGCAGAAACACAAUUAAGACUGAAGUGCCCCUUGAUCCCUUUGGAGUCCCCUUCCUUUUCAUACAACCGGGAUCCCGAAGGAAAUGUUCGCGCAAAUCUUGAAGCCCAUGAGUGAAGAGCAACAAAGCGCCAUCGAAAAUUUAACGCAAGAUCCGACCGGGUUUGGGAUGCAAACUUUGCAAGACGAACUCCUCUGGGCCUUUGCGCAUAAGGGGAAAAGGGUAUACUUAUACUAUACAUACUACCAUUCCCGAUCAUUAUGUAGACUAGAAAAUUUAUAAGUAAUGUAAGUUUAUGUUGUUUAGACCACAAUCUUCAGCCCAUGACAAUAGCCGCACAAUAUGUCACAACAACAGCAAUUCAGGUUCCCAAAAAUGCGUACAGAGUGGAGGACUUGUUGUUGUAUAACGAGCAGGAGGAACGUUAUCCUGCCGUGUGCAUCUUGCCAGGUGGGAGAAAACUGCCAGGCGUUUUGGUAGCAAGCAAGCUUAUGGGCGGUAGCGUCAACCCAACAUCUUUUAUACCAACAUCUUUUAGUCACCAGUCUCAGUCCCUCCUUGGAAUAUUAGGCUACAAGUAAGAGGCUAAUUAUUUUAUCAUCAUGACUCGAGUAGGCUAAAAGACGCUCUUUUCAAAGAUAGGUUGUCGGUCGGUACCUCUAACAAGAACGCAGCUGGAGGUAGCCAAGAAAGAGAGAUGGUCGUGGAUCGGUUUCAUCUUCCAAACCGUGCGCUUCUUAAACUUAAACUGGCGCAGGUCCAGGAAGCUACCCAAUUCCAACCGGAAUCGCUAGCAACAAGCCUGGAACACGUUGCAAUAUUAUGACAACUUCCGGAAUAAAUCUCCCAUUUUGAGAAUCCAUCUCUAUGUAAUUUAAUGUCUCCAUCUCUAUGUAAUAGUGCAAUCCAUCCUAUCCUAUCCAUCUAUGUACACAUUAGGUCCGCUCCACCACAUAUAUUAUGAAAUCCAUCUCCAGAAGCAUCUCGGACCUCCCGUGUAAGGGGGGAACGGGUACAACAAGAUGACUUUCAGGAUGAAGGACUCCCGGAAGGUCUAAUAAUAGGCAGCUUUUCCGAAAGCGAGCCACGCGCUUGGCAGAGGCGAGUUUACCCAAGCGAGUUGGAAUUUUACGAACAAUGCCAAGUGAAAGAAUCUUACACAACUGGCCGCGAAGCGCAGAUCAAAGUUUUGGCUAUCAAUCCCGAAAUUGUCACCGCUCGUUGGGUUCCUGUGACUGUUAAGGCUACAAGAUGACAUCAAUCUUCACAGGCCUCUUCCUGAGACCGUUUUCAAGGGGAAAAAGGUUCUAGGAUCUUCAUGGAUGGCAAUGGCUGUCCAUUUUAGUUGUAGUUCUAAGACUGUGAGCACUGGAGAGCAGUCCUCAGCUGCGUACUUGCCAGCCCAUUCUUUGCUUGUCACAAAGGGCCACCAGGUGCCAAAAGGGGAGAUCUUGUUGUCAGGGAAUAUGCAGAUUGCAAAAGAAGCGAAACUGAGCACCGCAGUGCUCAUAGGACGCGUUCAGGUGCCAAAGAGCUUAAUACCCUCCAAUUCCAAUGGCGAAGAACCUCCCAGGACCCUCGUGGCACAUCCCACGACGGAGAAGAAAGAGUCUUCAGCAGACGAGCCCCCAAGGUACCUUUUGGGUCGUGCGGAUGCUUUUAGUAAUGGAGCUGUCUUUGGGUUUGGCCUGGUGCAAGAAGACCUGAACAUCUUUAGAUCCAACGGCGGUUCUGGGCAGGAGCAAGAAAAUAGAAGAAACACCCAAGACAAAAUGGUAGCACAGGGAGAAGUUUUAUUAGGGCUUGCCGCCAUAAUAUUCUAAUUGUGGAAAGAGAAUAAGUUUAAGUUUAAGUACGUACGAGGAUGUGACAGAAGAACGAUCAUGGGCAUCGGUGGAAUCCAGAUGGGGCUGGUGAGAUGAUCAAGAUCUUUCUUCUAUAAAGAGGCAUCUCGUGGUCUGACACGUCUUCGUCUUCGAGGGGGAACGAAAAAAUGCGUCAGAGAUCACUUCCUGCCACAAGAUGAGUUUGGUUGUACUAGGUAAUCCCUCCAAGAUGAAUCAACAUUUAGGUAAGCUCUAACUUCCGUGGUGCAAUGGAUGGACGCAAAGAAGCUUUUAGACCAAAAUCCAUACGAGUGGGUGAAAGCAGCUGGCCCAAAUGUGGCUUUUCCUGCCGACGCUGUCCCGUGUCUGGGAAACUUCCGUCGAGAGCUUUACUACGUUGCUAAGUUAAGAUGAGAUUGAUUUUACACGAUAAUCAUGUAGUUACGAGUAAAUUUAGUAGUAAACACGCUCAUCAGAGGACUUAGAUUAUGCUCCUUUAUAAUACUACUCUUAGUACACCAACAGGAUAGCUUCAUUCUUAGGCUAGACCGGAGUUGAUCCCGCUAUUUGAAAGCGCCAACUUCACUAAAAGAAGACGUUCGAAAAGAUAAACUUCAUGGAAUAAUGCAUGACGUUCUGGUUUCGGAUCGGUCUUCCACCGUCUCUCAUGAACCUCGCGGACGUCUCUAAGGAAUGUUCUAAAUGUAAAAGAUGAUAUUAGCUCUUUCCUCAUCGGUUGUCCUGUAGGUUGUUAGCCCCUCAAAUCUACUUCGCAUCAAAGAACUUAUUUUCAGCGGGGCUUCCAUUGGAACCACUUACUUACAUACAUUUCCUGUAUCUAAUGAAGCUGAAAGACGAGGUCGGCGCAAGGGGCGUAGCCCAGCCCGAUCAGUGGAGUUGGAAGUACAUCCAGGAGGAUCAGAAGUGGGGAGAUUUUAAGGGUUGUUCAUCCCGCAUUACACAUCCUUCACUAUCGCUAACACUAGCUCCCCUUUUCUUUUUUUCCUGAAUUGAAUCAGUAACACUACCUAGCUUACCUUCACUUUUUCCGGUAGGAAAUGAGUCAGGGAUGUAAGUGCGAGGUGGACAUUCCUGAGUCAGAAAUCUAACUCAGCUCAUAAUGUAAGGUUCUGGGCAGAAGUGUACCUUUCCCAUAACCUAGUCAGGAGGGAUGUUCUGAGAAAUGUGAAGAUUCCGUCUGUACUAACUGGGAUCAUGUGGUUCUUAGCAGAAAUGUAACUUUUCCGUAAGUCAGGAGUCAUGUUCUGAGCAGAAAUGUACCUUUCCCGUAACCUGCUCUAACAGUACCAACGAACCUGCUGUAAGUUCGAAGCCGUUAUUCAAACUGCAAAAAGUCGAUAGCGAGGCAUUCAGAGCUCAUGCGGAACUAGAGGAUAGAAAAAGCGCUGGGGCUCCUCUUCAUGAUCUUGAAGAUGGCGGGGGGGCCUCGCGGUGGGUGGUCACGGCAGCUCCGAGUACAGACCACGUAGUGCACUGGACGGAUCCGAUCUCUCGCUUUUCGACGGGCCUGAAGGAUCACACGGCAGACGCGUCGUGGCUCACCGUCAAUCGCAAGGCGGGCUGGGUGCCCCUCUGGGUAAAGGUAGGCCUGCGAGGCAGAAAAGGGACGUUCACUCCUUAUCAAAAAAUCCCGGCGAAGGACCAGCCCCGCGGUGUGGGUCUGGACCUAGUAUUAUGCAUAGGUGUAGCUAGUUUUAAUCUAUUUUUGGAAGCAUGAUCCCUGAAAAGUAUGACCGAGUAUUGUCCUCGGGCAAUACUUUCCCCUAUAUUUCAAGGAUGCGCCUGAAAGAUGAACUACGGACACCUCUAACAGUAGUACGCCGGGCGAAGCUCAUGUAUCUGCGCGAGCAAAACCUUCUGCCAGUUUCUGGAGAGGAUGAAAAUGCCCGCGACUUGGAGGAGAAAUUGCUAGAGACUGUGACCGCAGUGCCCGUCCACUACCAAGCACGAGGCGACCACGAGAAUUUACUUCACCAGGGAGACGGCAGCAGCAGUGUUCUUGAGCAAGCCAAGAUGCAGACCAGGUACGUAGCAAGGAUUCGAGCCCCGAGGACGGCACACCGUAAGCAAAGACUGACCGAGUAUUUGGAAAAAAUGUUCAAGCAUACACGUGGUCCAGAAGAAGCUGCUAGGGCCUCCAACGGAGCAGCAGGUGAGUCCGCCUCUCCUUCAGAAGCUUCUUCAGAAGAAGGCUCAUGCCCUACUCUGGAUGUGUUCCGCAAGGUGCAAGAAGGCGACCCAGCUAGGAGAGCUAGACGAGCGUAUGGCAUCUGGGAGCAAAAUGCGGCAGAGCGUGGGGAGCGUUCACAGGGAUCAACCGGCGCAGCUUUCUCCUGGCAGGAGCUGGAAUCAGAUUACUUACUCGGCUACACCCGCGCGUUCAGUGCCGCCUUUGCCUAUGACAGUGACAAAGACGAGAAUGACGAAAACACAACGGGAGAGUGGAUCUUUCCCGAGAACUCAGACAAGUUCACACAGACUCAGUUAUGCAUAAUUGAUGACCUUCUCCAGCUCUCUAGCUGUAAGAAGAGCAUAUCUACUACUCGUACUAGAGAUUCUUCAAGUCGCAGGAAUAAAGUUAUAAGUACACAGUUGUCACGAAAUCGAAAUUCUUGAUAAGGUAGGAUAGUCAUAGUGGUCAUUGAUAUAAUUCAGUUAAACGUUUGUUAGAACUUCUCAGAAAAUUAACCUUCUUCAGAGCAGAUCUAGAUUGAGGAGCAGGUACUAUCUACUAGGAGAAUCAUCUCCUAGUACUAUGGAUUCUUCUUAAGCUGAGCCUUCUGCUAAUUUAGAUGAGAUUCGCGCAAGCGUCGAAGAAGAUAACAGGAAUGAUGGAUGUUGUGUCAGUAGAGGCCUUCGAAGGCCGAGAAAAUCCAUUCUUCUUGGGAGACGGGGUCCUCAAACGGCAAAUGAAUCCCUUUUGGAGUCUUGAGAGCACACUUGAGCUACUCGUUAUCGUAAAAAAGAAAGCGAGCAGUCUCGAUGUCAGUCCAAGCGAUAGUGGAUCGGACGCUGGGGCGGGAACGAGAGUAGCAAGCGGCCAAGCAGGCAGUGGCUCUGGAACUUCAUCGCCAGGACACGAUCAGGUCCCUGCUGCCACAAGUGCCUCAGGCUCUGUAGAUGCUCUGGCGGGAGGUGAUGCGAGUACCCAAGUACGAACAAGUCCUUGGCGAUUUACGCAUCAGUUGCGCUCUGGUGAGAGACUUGCGGGAGGAGCCGAGCGGAAACGCCGGGAGAAAAUUGCGGCGCCGCGUGAAAACAAGGCAGAGGCAAGCGAGUUCGAAACAAUAGAGGAGGCGUGGACAUUGCCCACAGACGGCUUGGUGUCAUUGGGAAAUGAGGCGGACGGAGAUAGGAUCUCUUUUGCCCAAAUUGAUGGUAAGUUCGCAAAAGUGACAUCGUUGGAAAAGACUUACGUCACUGGCCAAUCGCGGGUAGGAGGCGACAAGGAAGAAUUACGAAAGCUGGAGGGCGAAGCGCCCACGACCUAUGCUGAAGACACGGAGGGUGCUCAAGUUCCUUCGCCGGGGUCUGAUGAAAAAUGGCCAGCAGCAUUGGCAUUGAAGAAAGCCUUUUCGUUUGAUCAUGCAAAGAAGUGGUCAUCUUUAAGGACGUCUCACGAAAAUAUCCAGAAACUUUGUAUAAACGGAAAACCGGAGUGCAGCAUGUUGGUCGUUAAUAAAGGGUGGAAGGCCGUCUGGAAGCCUUUGAAUGGGGAUAGCCCUGUAUCAUUAGAGCAGUUUCCUAACUUAAGACUUCCGGAAAUGUCCCAUUUUGAGAAGCAUCUGCUUGGACCCCUCCUGUGCAAAAAGGGGUAAACGGGUCCAAGAUGUUGACUUAUAUAAAACCUGGAAUUGGAAGAUGUAUGUGAAAAGCCAAUCCUUCAACCUAGUAAUGUGCGUUCUCAAGUAAGAUGGCCCUCAAGAUGCAUUCCCGGAAGGUCUAACCACAGCUGUAUGUCUCCAGAAGUCGUGCCUCGCUCGCAUUCGUGUGGUAACAGAUGCAGCGACAAGUCCAGGUGACAAAAUUUAUUUUCGUCAUCGCAACGAACACGAAGCAUCUGGAGAUUUAUACUGGGUACAGUAUUUGCCUGGAGAGGUGAAGCGGAAGCAAGGAGGUACGCCCGAAAAGGACACGCGGUGGGAAUUGGAUCCAAGGGAGUCAGACUUCCGUAAGGUUGCAACUUUAGGAGUCUGGCGGAGUCCCCGCAGCGAAAGCGACCUUCAACAGAUUCAAAUCCUGACCUUCGAACGAACUCAAGAUAUUGUGCACCCUGAUGCUGAUGAAGCAGCGAGACAUGCAGGGGGUUCUGCCUCGGGCAACGGUCGGGACGUACCACUAGGCGGCUUUAGCUUCCUGCAAAGAACCUCCACGCGCGCAGCCCCUGGCAUUGCUUCACAAGCUCGAGCAGGAGAAGCAGAGCCGAAUCUUCCCGUCAGACCUGGGCCGGAGAAAAGAAAAGCACGAUUCGCUCGACAGAAAAAGGGAGGCCACUUGGCGGGAUUAGUGGAUUUUGUUGAAAGAAAAGCGAUAGCCAAGGUGUCACGUCUCAGGGAUGAGGACGAUACGACGCUGUACGCUUUGAGCCAAGCUAUUUGGAGCGGCCUUCUGGUGGGAACGUUCACAAACACGGAUGCUGCAAACACGAGCUUGGGCUCCUUCCUUAGGAGCUUGGCCGAAAAGAAACUCGGACACGGCAAGAAGACUUAAGGCGGCUUCUUUUAAGUAGUACUUUGAUGAGACUCGACAAAAGCGAGCACUAGUACAAAGAUAUACUUCCUAGGUGGAAGCUUAAGACUUCCUUCUACGAGUACAAAUAGGCUUUUUUCCUCGUAGAAGCAAGUCUUAAGCUUCCACCCACCUCCAUGACUUUACGAGACAUAGUCGUCCGAGGUUACUCACUUCAUCCAAACAAUAGAUUUUUUAUCCAAGAAAUCGGAAAAGGCGCUGGCAUCCCUGCGUCUCUGAGGGUUCUUACACUUUCAACUGGAAAAGGAGAACUAGUACUACACUGCCGAGAUUUAUACUAUCAACUGGAUUUCGAUUUGGGCAACAACCUCUUUGUUCUAUUUGGGUAAGUAGAAAGGCCUCUUUCAAAUGGAUUUCUAUUUGUACUUUCAACCGGCCAGCUUUGCCUCUAUCCUAGGUUUAGCCCUUCAUGCAGUAUAUUCAUACUCUCAGCUGGCGGAUGUAUUUCUUUUUGGGUAACAACGAGAUGUCCUAUCUUCUUUUAUAUCUGGUUAAUAUUACGAGAUGUAUUCCGAUUUGGGUAACAAGCUCUAACAGAUGAUGCUUCCGCAGCUUUCCGACGAGGACGUGCUCGCGCAAUUACAAGUCUUCGUAAAGUUGUUUACUCGCGUCUCUGUGGAGGCACAGGAACUGGCAGAGGAGGAAAACGUCCAGCGAUCAAAAGGCUUGAGAGACGAUGUCAGAGGUACAAAAUUUGACGCGGACAAAUUCGACCAGCUUUUGGAUCCGAAGCUCCUAGGCGAAGACAUUGUUAAGGGCUACCUCCACAUGGCGGAGUUCUUCUGCUGCACAAGCAUUCAUCAUCAUCAUCAUCUUCUUCCUCUUCUUCGGCUGCGUGAUCGGUCAUCAUCAUCAUCAUCAUCAUCAUCAUCAUCAGCCGCCUGAUCGGUCACCAUGUUCGUCGGCCGCCUGAUCGGUCAUCAUGUUCGUCUGCAUGAUGAUGAUUAUGAUGAAGAAAGAAGAUGUUCGUUGUUCUGAAGAAUGCAAAUACUGAAUUUCUAACAUUCGAAAGGUGAAAGAUGAGACGAAAAAUGAGCGACGCGAACUCUUACUGCAGAUUAUAACCAGUCUGCAGGAAGCAGACCACGGAAGGGGAUUGAGGUUAAGGGUUGAGCAAGCAUUUCAUUUUUGCAGACCUCUACUUGAGAUUGCUACUAAAAAGUGAAAUGCUUCCGCCUUUAAUGAGAGCCAGAAUACUUGCUGAGGUGGCGAAGGCAGAAAAGCUGGCUCAGAAAGCUAGGGAUCUGGAUCCCGAAAGCGACUAUUUUCAUGUUCCACAAGAUGCUCCACCUCCGGUGUAUCUGAGUAUGCGCCUAGAUACGAAGUGGUGCCGUCUACAGCGACAGCAGCGGAAUAAAGAUUAAGGCUCACCCUAAUCCAUCCUCGGAGGCAUCUUGGGCACGUUUUCAAGGGAGAAGGGGACCCAGGACGCGCCUCAGGAUGGACAUGGGUGAGCGCUAAAAAGAACAAUCCGAACAAGGCCAACGAGACGGGGACUAUUCCCAAGCAAAACUGAAGGGGUUGAUGGCUCAGCGCAUGGCGCCUGACCUACUCGACAAAUUGGAUAAGAUCGGAGCCAGGUUUUACUAUCCUUAGGAAUGAAUGAAUGAGUGACUCGCUUGAUGUCGUCGUGUGUAACAAAAUUAUAAUCAAUCACCGCCUAUUAGUACUCCGGCGGCUGUCUUGCGUGUGUCGUCGGUUUUGAUGUUGUAGCAAUCCUUAGAUUUUCAUCAGACUAUUAUUAAAAUCAAUCACCGGUUAUUAACUAUAGAAUAGACGGGGGAUCCUAACAUGAUAUAAGUACAUGGCCAUUGAGAAGUAAUUCUCUUAGACUCUAAGCCUCUAGUAUUGAGUUUUUCUCUUUUUUCUAGAGACGCAAUCGAAUGAAUGCCUCAUCUCCUCCCAAGGCAGAAAAGCGUGUGGUCUACUUCUAUAGCUCCUCUUCUGUAGCACGACCUCUUCUGUAGCACGACCUCUUCUAUAGCGCGACCUCUUCUCUGUAGCACGACCUCUUCUAUAGCGCGACCUCUUCUCUAUAGCAUAGCCCUCCUCUAUGGCUUCUAAUGGCCUCCGAUCGACGUGGACUCGGUCUAUUUGUGCGGCGCAGAGUUAAACCGUGGUGGUACGACGGUGCAGGACUAUCUGAACAGAGAGCGACGAACCAUGCUAGGCCUGCAGAUCCCUGAAAUGGUCGCUCUCGCAGUCGUUCCAGCUGCUGCAGCUAUCACUAGCUUGUUGAAAAUAUCGACCGAGAAGUUGUUUCUCUUCGCGUAUCCACUCCUGCACGAUCCCCGGAACCCUCGCCUGGCAAACGGGCCUGCUUUAGCGGCAAACCAUUGGUUAAGGCUUCGUCCCCUAAUCCAUCUUUUUGAAAGACAUCCUCAGGACAAGAGUUUUCCAGAGUCUUUUUGAAAGACACCUGAAGAGCUAGCUACCUUUUUGAAAGACAUCCUAGAGAGCCUGUUUAACUUAAAUAAACUAACUCAACUAGAACUAGUAUUUCAUUCAAGGGAAAAAGCAGGCGCCCAGGAUGCACCUUGAGAUGGAUUAUUUGGGCUCGUGAGCUCUAACUUUGCAAAAGAUUGAAGAAAAGAGGAAGCAACAAGAACAGAGUGCUGGAUACCAGCCAUUGUCGAAAGGCUUCUCGGCGACUAGGGAACAGCAGGCGGGUAAGGAAGGGGAAGGCUUUACUCCGGCGACUAGACUGUACAGUCUGUGGGGUACCACGCCGCGACAGGUUCUCAGCGAUAUGAGGGACACGCACCCAUCAGGUUCAGGGAGCACGCUGAGCUGCGACUCCGAUAUUUGGACGAAGAGGGACACUUGCCCGGCCGUGGAUACAGGGCGUAUCCUCGGGCUUCAAACGGCCGCGACUCUAGGCGCCAUGGAGGCCAGCAGGUUGGAGAAGAGAUGGCUCGGCGAAGCUCCUCCUGUGUUUUCUGGCGACGGCGGACCGGCUAAAGAUAUGAGCCUGGUUGCAGCCUCGGCCUCCGCAGAUAGAACUAGUGCUGCUGCUGCUGCAGAGGAAAAGCACAGUCGAGUUCUUAUGUUGGACCGGAGUCGCCUCUACGGGGCUCCGUCGUCUUCUGGCGACGACGAACGGGCCAGAGGUACUGGCAUGAUUGCAGCCUCCCCAGGUAGAACUAGUGUUCCUGGAACUGCUGAACCUGCUCUGGUGAAGGCGAUGUGGGAAAACUUUGAACGACAAGCUAGAGGAAUAAAAAAUUUUGGGAACACCUGCUAUCUCAGCGCGGGUCUGCAGGCUCUGUUCGCUGUCCCAGACUUCGUUCGGUUCCUUGAUUGGUCACGCAGGAACGCGGAAGUACUUGCCUUAAGCAGUAGUUUGCCCACAUUCACAUCGAGAGAGUGCAGUCACCUUUGACGCAUUUUCGUGCAGUCACCUUUGGCCCGCUUUUUCUUAGUUAAAGGUGACUGCACGGAAAUGCGUCAAAGAUGAGCGCACUCUCUCGCUGGGAAUUUGGGCAAGCUCUAACUGACGCCCGUGCUGCGGCUCGUAAGGGCGCGGACGACAAUGCCGAAUCGAACGAGCGCUCCAACGAAUACUUCCGGAUGCUAGACAAGGGCCUCGCCUCGCUCAACGUGAUUUCUAAAAUUGCAGAAAGUGUCUAUCCUCUUGAACCCGAUACCCCAGCUAGAGACGCCAUCGACAUCAAGGAAGAUCAUUUCCCUUCAUUGUGGAGCCAGGUCUUAAAAAGUCACUUUGUGGAGGGGAGCACAAGUGGUACAGAGCCCCGAGAGUUGCCACCUGAGGAAGCGAAACGCCGACAGCAAGACGCGCAGGAAGUGCUCACAUUCCUCGCAGACUACAUCAACUCACUUGCUGCUUACGGCCUACUGUACUUAUUUAACUUUACCUCUUGAGCAGAUGAACAAAGAGUGCGUAGUACUGUCCUCGAAACUUACAACAAAAGAGUGACAAACUACGCAGUAACGGAGCUGUAUCUGUGAGUAUUAUCUUCUAGGCUACUAGGUUAUCUCAGUUAUAUCGAGUAUGUAACUUCAUCUCCUGAGCAGAAGAAGGAGCAUCUUCUUUGACGCCCUUUUCUUUAGGAGACAAAGCACGUGUCAAAGAAUAUGUUGGCCACGACUCUUGAAAAGUUCUUGUCGUGUUAACCCUCGAAUUUUCAUCAGACAGUUUUUUGUUUGAUAUUUAUAAAAAGAGUACACAUGAUGUGAGUAUAUUAAUGCUUUGUUUUUCCUCGGUCCAUCUACUCGUUAUGUCGCAGCAACCUCUUCUAAACUGAGGACGUUGUCGUGGGUGCGGCUCCUUCGUUCAACGAAAAACUCCCGUGGAAGUCUCCGCCACCGACGCUUGUUCCCGUGGAUUCUGCUUUGAGAACGAAGACGGUGUGGCGACCAAGAGAAGACGAAGUUCGAACGAGGCUGCUGCGACAUUUGCACUCUGAUCAUGAAAAGCAAGUUAAGGGCUCUUCCCACACUGCUACGUGUUUCACUAAAUCAACAUCCCUGACUCGACGUAGGAAAUGAGUCUUGAGGAGUGUAAUUGUGAGGAGCGACGUAUAUGUAAUUCGUUCAUCCGUAACCUCUAAGCAAAAAGCUGAGCAGCGGCAAGGUGACCUCUUAGAGAGACGGAAGGGAGCGGAUGACGAUGUAGACAAGCAAAUUAUUCUGAAGCACGAUCCGACUCCGGAUGAACCGACCCCGACACUUGAAGACAUGCUAAAAGCAGCAUUUAAGUGGGAAGACACGGAUCUCGGAGUGAGCCUCGAAGUAAAGCGCGACCGUGAAGGCAACAGCCUUUGGGUGGAGAGUGCGGAGAAGGAUGAGCGAAAAUUAAGGGCACUGGGUUGAAAAAGGUGUAGUUUCUCCUGAUGUUAUAGCGCUCGUUUUGCCUUUCUGAAGGAGCAGGAAAGGCAUAGCGAACGGGGUAUCCGAACACCAAAAGCCUAUCUCUAAUAAAUAGCCCACAGUUGCUGUACGAGACAUUUGAAAAUUUUAAAAUGCUGGAAAAGAAAAUGAUACUCCAUCCGCUGCCUUCGGUCUUAUGGAUACAGUUGCCGCGCUUUUUGGGUGGUUACGCACAGAACGCAGCAGCACCACCUCGGAAAAACAAGACCAUUUACCCCUUUCCACAAGAGCUGGACUUGAAAACGUUUUUCGAUGAAGCAAAGGAAACAGCUGAAGACAGGGUGAGAAAAGGCGCUGGUGCAGCUGUGAUGGGAGGUGACGCAGCCGCGGGAGUAGGCGCUCCUGAAGGUGUGAAAGAAGGCGACGGCGGCGUUCCUGCCGAGGUCCGCGAUGUUUACGAGCUUGCGGCAGUGACGUAUCACAUUUCGACUGAAGGGGAGAACGGUGACCGAGCAGACAGCGGACACUAUAUCACACGCGCGCGGGUGAAUGCGGAAGGCGACUGGUUUACGUUCAACGACAGCGUAGCUGAGAAGAUCACGCGGGACGAAGUACCCUUUGCGGAUGCCUACUUUCUACUGUACACACGGAAAGUGGCGGCGAGCGGAGCGGCGCGACCAAAGGAAACAGGAGGUAUGGGUGCUGAAGCUGACCGCCAGGCGGCAGCGGAAGAGGAACCCGCUGUGGCUGAGUCCCCGAUCGCAGCGGCAGGAGGCGCGACAUUCGCACCACAGCCUCGUGUGCCUAGUCAAUAG
Messenger RNA from Amoebophrya sp. A25, 24127 nucleotides. NCBI's taxonomy places the organism in Eukaryota, Dinophyceae, Syndiniales, Amoebophryaceae. The record is from the annotation of a GenBank genome assembly.